AUGGGGAAGAAGAACAGACGCAUCAAGAGACAGGAGGGAGACCAGGAGACCCUGAGUGGGGACUCCUCGUCGCCCCCCGGAGAACAUCGUCCGGCACAGGAGGAAGAGGCCACCCCCGAUCCGGACUCCUCCUCCCCCUCUCCGGACCCCCCCCCGCCCCGUCAGGUCUCCACCUCGUCUCGAAACAAAGAACGUCUGAGACAGGUGGUGAUCAGGUGGAUGGAGGCGAAUGAGGAGGAGGAUGACCCGGACCAAGGCCAGACCCCCCUGGACCGAGACCAGACCACCCCGGACGAAGACCAGACCGCCCCGGACCAAGGCCAAACCUCCCCGGACCAGGGCCAGACCGUCCCAGACGAAACCCAGACCGCCCCGGACCAGGGCCAGACCGCCCCGGACGAAGGCCAGACCACCCCGGACCAGGGCCAGACCGCCCCGGGCCAGGGCCAGACCACCCCGGACGAAACCCAGACCGCCCCGGACCAGGGCCAGACCGCCCCGGACCAGGGCCAGACCGCACCGGACGAAACCCAGACCGCCCCGGACCAAGACCAGACCGCCGAUGAACCUGAACCCCAACACCAGGGAGAAGGCUCAGGCCCUUUGGUGGCCUGGCUGCCUCAGACCGCAGACGGGCCCCCCAGGAAGGACCUGGCCCAGGUCGUGGGGAACCUUAAGGUCCGGGUGAAGGGGGUCAAGAAGCUGAGGGCGAAAAAAGAAACCAUGGACCCAGGCCAGACCCCCCAGGACCCAAACCAGCUCCCCAAUGUGCCUGACAGCCCCCCCACAAAGCCCCUGGCCCAGGUCAUGGGGAACCUGAGGUUCGGGCUGAAGGGCUUCAAAAAGCUGAGGGUUAAACCAGCAUCCACCUCCCGGCUUGAUGAGGAGAAGCCUUUGGGCCGACCUUCAGGCCGGAGCCCCUUGCCUGGCCAGACCGCCCCGGACCGAGGCCAGACCGCACCGGACCCAAGCCAGAUCCCAGAGGAACCUGAACCCCAACGCCAGGGAGAAGGCUCAGGCCCUUUCGUGGCCUGGCUGCAUCAGACCGCAGACGGGCCCCCCAGGAAGGACCUGGCCCAGGUAGUGGGGAACCUUAAGGUCCGGGUGAAGAGGGUCAGGAAGCUGAGGGCGGAAAGAGAAACCAUGGACCCAGGCCAGACCCCCCAGGACCCAAACCAGCUCCCCAAUGUGCCUGACAGCCCCCCCACAAAGGCCCUGGCCCAGGUCAUGGGGAACCUCAGGUUCCGGGUGAAGGGCCUCAAAAAGAAGAGGGUUCAAGCACCAACCACCUCCCGGCUCGAUGAGGAGAAGCCUUUGGGCCACCCAUCAGUCCGGAGCCCCUUCCCUGGCCAGACCGCCCCGGACCCAAGCCAGACCGCCUCGGACCCAAGCCAGAUCCCCGAGGAACCUGCAGACAGGGCCCCGACAAAGGACCUGUCGAGGAACAUGAGGGUCCGGGUGAGGGCACCAAGAAAGAAGAGGGUCAAAACUGAUACCACCGCCCUGACGGAGCAGGAGGAGGAGAAGCCUUUGGGCCGGCCUUCACGCCAGAACCCCUUUAGGCGCAUCAAGAUGGCCUGGUCCGACCCAAAGGCCGUCAUCACCACCGUCGCCCCCCCGAACACCCCUGAGCACCCGGAUCUGGUCAUCGAGGCCGAGGAGGAGGGGGAAGCCACAGCUCAGGCUGAGGGGACGGGCCUCAGGCCCCGGGUCAAUAAGUGGCUGAACCGUAGAAUGAAGGAAAUGUCCACAUUCGCGGCACGGUUCCAGUGUGGCUCGUGUGUGCACUAA
Messenger RNA from Gadus morhua (Atlantic cod), 1791 nucleotides. Its product is annotated as basic salivary proline-rich protein 1-like. Lineage: Eukaryota; Metazoa; Chordata; Actinopteri; Gadiformes; Gadidae. Bases 1 to 1791 code for a protein of 596 amino acids. The transcript is spliced from 8 exons. The record is from RefSeq and is a predicted model, not a curated record.